This is a messenger RNA of Toxotes jaculatrix (banded archerfish), 1994 nucleotides long. RefSeq names its product saxitoxin and tetrodotoxin-binding protein 1-like. NCBI's taxonomy places the organism in Eukaryota, Metazoa, Chordata, Actinopteri, Toxotidae. The transcript is spliced from 17 exons. Bases 38 to 1909 code for a protein of 623 amino acids. The record is from RefSeq and is a predicted model, not a curated record.
CAGAGCAGGGUGAGUUUGGUUUCUGUCUCAGAGCAGGAUGCAGAGUGUCGUGAAGCGAGCAGUUCUGCUGCUGCUGGUUGCAGCGAUUGCCUCCAAUGCAGCGCCGACCCCUGAGGAAUGUGAAGGUCUGGUUAGAAAGCCGCCAAACAAAGACCUGCACGAGGAGUUUUUCGGGGACUGGGUUCUGGUCUGGUCUGUCUCUGACCAUGAAGAAGGCUGGGCCCUGUUACCAAACGUUUCCAGUUCCCACAUCGAGCUCCGACUCCUCCCAGACAACAAAACUGUUCAGUUAAAAGAGAGGAACUUGUACAAUGACCAAUCGUGUUACACCUUCGUCCUCAACAUGUCGGCGCCCUCUGACCCCUCCCACCAACACACACUGGAAACCAUCAUUGCCACGGUGGAAAAAAACGGAGUUACUGAACCAUUCAAUGACUCGAGUGUGUUGACCGUGUAUGAGAGCUGCUCCAACUGUCUGAUGAUGAUCUACAAAAGCACACAGGGCCAAUACCUGCUGAACUACAGGAGGGAGGGGCAUCAUUCAGACGUUGAGCAGUUGAAAGCCACCCACGAUGAUUACAGGAAACACGCUGAGUGUCUGGGAUUCCCUCUGCACAAACUGUUCACCUACGACGGAGCUGCAGAUUUUUGUCAUAAGAAAUCUUCUCCAGAAAGCAGGAUGCAGAGUGUCGUGAAGCGAGCAGUUCUGCUGCUGCUGGUUGCAGCGAUUGCCUCCAAUGCAGCGCUGACCCCUGAGGAAUGUGAAGGUCUGGUUAGAAAGCCGCCAAACAAAGACCUGCACGAGGAUCUUUUCCGGGACUGGGUUCUGGUCUGGUCUGUCUCUGACCAUGAAGAAGGCUGGGAAAUACUACCAGAACUUUCCAGUUCCCACAUCGAGCUCCGACUCCUCCCAGACAACCAAACUGUUCAGUUAAUAGAGAGGAACUUGAUGAUUAAUAACUCAUGUUACACCUUCGUCAUCAACAUGACGGCGCCCUCUGACCCCUCCCACCAACACGCACUGGAAGUCAUUAGUGUCACAAUGGAUAAGGACGGAGAAGUUCAACCAUACAACUACUCAGGUGUGGUGACUUUCUAUGAGAGCUGCUCCAACUGUCUGAUGAUGAUCUACAAAAGCACACAGGGCCAAUACCUGCUGAACUACAGGAGGGAGGGGCAUCAUUCAGACGUUGAGCAGUUGAAAGCCACCCACGAUGAUUACAGGAAACACGCUGAGUGUCUGGGAUUCCCUCUGCACAAACUGUUCACCUACGACGGAGCUGCAGAUUUUUGUCAUAAGAAAUCUUCUCCAGAAGUGAAGCAGGAUAAGGAAUGUGAAGGUCUGGUUAAAAAGCCGCCAAACAAAGACCUGCACGAGGAUCUUUUCAGGGACUGGGUUCUGGUCUGGUCUGUCUCUGACCAUGAACAAGGCUGGGAAAUACUACCAGACUUGUCCAGUUCCCACGUCGAGCUCCGAGUCCUCCCAGACAACAAGACUUUUCAGAUAAUAGAGAGGAACUUGAUGAUUAAUAACUCAUGUUACACCUUCGUCAUCAACAUGACGGCGCCCUCUGACCCCUCCCACCAACACGCACUGGAAGUCAUUAGUGUCACAAUGGAUAAGGACGGAGAAGUUCAACCAUACAACUACUCAGGUGUGGUGACUUUCUAUGAGAGCUGCUCCAACUGUGUGACAUUGAUCUACAAAAGCACACAGGGCCGAUUCCUGCUGAACUACAGGAGGGAGGGGCAUCAUUCAGACGUUGAGCAGUUGAAAGCCACCCACGAUGAUUACAGGAAACACGCUGAGUGUCUGGGAUUCCCUCUGCACAAACUGUUCACCUACGACGGAGCUGCAGAUUUUUGUCAUAAGAAAUCUUCUCCAGAAGUGAAGCAGCAGGAGUCCUGAGCGAAGAUGAUGGAAAAACAAACAUCUUGUUAAAAGAGUCAACAAGUCUAAGAAAUGUCAAUAAAAGUAGAUACUAAACCUUGAA